AUGCGAUCCCUCUUUCCGGUGGUGCUCGGUGCACUUGGCCUGAUCUUUGUCGAUGGUGUUGUUGCCCAAGAUACACCCGCUUGUGUGCCGGCUUGUGCGAAUCAAGUGAGAAGUCAAUUCACGCAAUACUCCUGUACCAGUGCAGAUGACGCCGCCUGUUUGUGCGCAAAUGCCAACUUUGGAUUUGGCGUGCGAGACUGCGGCCAGAACGGCUGUGGUGCUACCGAUGUCCAAGUUCAAGCUUUCCUAUCUGGGUCAUUUUGUCAGGGCCAACAACUAGCAUUCUCAGCUACCGGCGCUCAAGCUCCUCCUACUUCAAGCGUACCAACAGGAAACCCAGCUGCCACAACACCAGCAGGUGCCACAACGCCAGUACCAACAGCUCCAGCCACCAGCGCCUCAAUCCCCGAAACAUCGAUCCCCUCGACUUCACCGCAGGCCACAGGUCCACCAACGACAACACCGCCAGCCUCGACAGGAGCUCCAACCUCAUCUCCGCCAACGUCAACUGCUCCACCCCCAACUACCACCGGCGUAGUACGUCUCUCCAACUCGGGAACAUUUCCGUUUUCCAACUCUACUUCGUCUGCUGUCCCAUCCACCACCGUUCCUGCUACUUCUGCCACCUCUACUCCCACUUCUAGCGAGACGGCCGCGGCCGGUGCCGGUAGUGGCUCGGGACUAUCUCAAGGUGCAGCCAUUGGUAUUGGAGUCGGAGUUGCGGGUGGCGUAGUUGCAAUUGCCUUUGCUGCUGUUUUCUUGUUCCUCCGGAAUCGCAAUAGGCCUCACGCCUCUUUUGACAUAUCUCACCCCCCUUCCAAUACGGGGUCUGGACAAGGCGCUUUCGAAAAGUACUCGAAUGAUAUCGAAAUGGUUUCCAACAGGUACGAAGAUAUGGUGCCUCGGCAGCAGCCAAGGGUUAUGGUAUAA
Molecule: messenger RNA, 930 nt
Organism: Trichoderma asperellum CBS 433.97
Lineage: Eukaryota; Fungi; Ascomycota; Sordariomycetes; Hypocreales; Hypocreaceae
Source: RefSeq, a predicted model, not a curated record